AUGCCCGAUUCGCGCCAUCCGAACGUCGGAGGAUCAAGACGAAACUCGAUGCUUGAAUGUGAUCUCUGGUGCGCAGGUGGUGAGCGCCAGCUCGACACACGGCUUGAGCGACCACUGUCGACAGAUGGAUCUCGGCACGGACUCGCACCUUGGUUGGGAUCGCGUGCUUGCGCUCACCAAGAUCCACAGACUGGGUUGACACAACGCAGAUCACGCGCCAACGUGGAUGUCGCGGAUGUUGACUCGACGCGAUCGAGCCGGAGCCAAGCGGAGCGUCUAUCCGUCGGACGUGCAUGUGCAAGGCAUCAUUCGACCACGUCGCGAUUCGGACGGCGUGCCAUGCGCCACGCGCGCAUGCUCGUCGGUCGCUAUCGCAUCCACGCACACGCACACGAACCGCUCUACCGCCGCUCUAGCACUGACCGACGCUUUGUGGAGCGCAUGGAUCCACCUCAUUUCGACAUGUGCACUCGCGCUACUCGAGCCCUGCGAAUGCGUGUUCGUCCUAUCCCUCCUCGGCGCGUCCGCCACCCUGUUCGCCAUGGCCGUAAUCUACUUGCCCCCCACAUCCGCGCUCAACAUGCUCCGCUUCUCAACACCUCCCUCUAA
Messenger RNA from Mycosarcoma maydis (corn smut), 609 nucleotides. RefSeq lists its product as uncharacterized. NCBI's taxonomy places the organism in Eukaryota, Fungi, Basidiomycota, Ustilaginomycetes, Ustilaginales. The transcript is spliced from 2 exons. The record is from RefSeq and is a predicted model, not a curated record. Bases 1 to 609 code for a protein of 202 amino acids.